Molecule: messenger RNA, 1296 nt
Organism: Pimephales promelas (fathead minnow)
Lineage: Eukaryota; Metazoa; Chordata; Actinopteri; Cypriniformes; Leuciscidae
Biological process (GO): lipid metabolic process
Molecular function (GO): phosphoric diester hydrolase activity
Source: RefSeq, a predicted model, not a curated record
CUUUCAUGUGAGAGAAGAGCACACACAAACAUCUCGACGAGCAGCAGGAAGAAGAAACCAGUGCUGAUACACCAGACAGAACGAAAGGACAAUUUAGAAGAUGGGAGUUCAUUGGAAAAUCCUGUGUUUCCUGAUGCUGCUACUGCACAAGAGUAGUCAACAAGAAGUGUUUAAUGAUAAGAAUACACUAAAUCUCCCCGCAAAUGAUAAAAUUGGCUGGAUGGAAACUCUAGACGAUGACAAGCUCAUCUCUACCCUCACUAUUCCUGGUACCCAUGACGCCUUGGCUCUUUAUGGAGGACCAUUUGCAAAAUGUCAGGCAUGGUCACUAGAGGACCAGCUAAAGGCCGGGAUACGCUACUUCGACCUCAGAGUGUCUGGCAUUGAAUUAAUAAUUAUGCAUGGAUGGAUUUACCAAGGUACAUCAUUGUCAAAAGUUCUCGCCACAGUCAAGACAUUUUUAACUCAAUUCAGAACAGAGGUAGUGCUUCUCAGAGUUAAGCCUGUUUUUCUUAUGAAGAAAAAAGUUCAGGAUUUAGUUGAAAAGAUAAUUAGAAAUGAUAUCUGGAUAUCUGAACAUAGCUGGGUUAAGGAGUCAAUUCCAAAGAUUGGUGAAGUAAGAGGAAAGAUUGUUUUUGUUCAGAAAAACACUUUUAAACUGGGUAUUAAGUUGUUUGAAACCGACAAAAAAGGAGACCAUGAAGUAACUAAAGUUAAAGACAAAGAGAAAAAGAUAACACAGCAUCUGAAUGAAGCGGCUGAUCAAUGUAAAACAGGUUCUGCUCUGAGUCUGAGCUACUCGAGUGGCACGAGCUUAGGUACAUGGAAGUUGGUUUUCUUAUUGCCUAAAAAAUUGGCAAAGGAAAUCAAUCCCUGGUUGUAUGGUCAUCUUAAAACGGAAUUGGGAAAGAAACCCAAGCCUUGUUUUGGGAUCAUAGCCAUGGACUUUCCAGGUAUUGACUUGAUUCAAAUGGUCAUCAAAUUCAAAAAGGCUACCUAAGAUUUUUCAGUUUUCACUUUUUCCACAUGGGUUCAUCAAGAAAUUCAUGUUCUCACUGCUUUCAUCAGAUAAUUGAGAAUUUUUAAGCUGGCAAAUUACAUAAAAUAAAUAUUUCCAGUGUGUUAUGUUAUUUCAAUAACAACAAUUAUUUGUUGUCUUUUGGGUUUGAACAACAUUAGCAUGAGUUUUUGUGUUAGCAUUGUAAUUUGUGUUUUUUGUUGGUUUCAUGUGUUUGAUGUCAUGAUGUCAUGCAUUUUAUUUUCAACAAAUGUUUUAAUAUAAUUACUGUAAUAAAA